Molecule: messenger RNA, 4621 nt
Organism: Catharus ustulatus (Swainson's thrush)
Lineage: Eukaryota; Metazoa; Chordata; Aves; Passeriformes; Turdidae
Gene: CRPPA
Product: CDP-L-ribitol pyrophosphorylase A
Exons: 11
Coding region: 1-1218 (405 amino acids)
Biological process (GO): protein O-linked glycosylation via mannose; isoprenoid biosynthetic process
Cellular component (GO): cytosol
Molecular function (GO): D-ribitol-5-phosphate cytidylyltransferase activity
Source: RefSeq, a predicted model, not a curated record
AUGGAGCCCGGCAGCCGCGGCGCCGCGCCCGGCGGAGUGUCGGUGUCGGCCGUGCUGCCGGCGGGCGGGAGCGGGGAGCGCCUGGGCGGUGCCACCCCCAAGCAGUUCUGCGCCGUGCAGGGGAGGCCGCUCGUCAGCUACGCGGUGCGGGCCAUGGAGAGGAUAAGUUGGAUAUCUGACAUUAUUGUGGUGGUUUCUCCUGAAAAUAUUGAAACAAUGAAGACUAUCAUUGAAAAAUAUGGUCACAAAAGAGUUACAGUAGUAGAAGGUGGAAUAACUCGUCACCGGUCAAUAUUCAAUGGACUGAAAGUAUUUGCAGAGAAUGAGUUUUCCAGCUCUUUGCUCCAGAAGCCAGAAGUAGUGAUCAUCCAUGAUGCUGUGAGGCCUUUUGUUGAAGAAGAUAUUAUUUCAAAAGUGGUUAUGGCUGCUAAAGAACAUGGGGCAGCAGGAGCAAUCCGUCCUUUAGUUUCAACUGUUAUUGCCUCUGCUGCUGAUGGCUGCUUGGACCAUUCACUGGAACGUGCCAGAUACAGAGCAAGUGAAAUGCCUCAGGCUUUUUUGUUUGAUAUCAUCUAUGAAGCAUACCAACAGUGUACAGACUAUGACCUGGAUUAUGGAACUGAAUGUUUGCAUCUGGCUCUGAAAUACUGCAAAACAAAUGCCAAACUUGUAGAAGGAACAGCUGACCUCUGGAAGGUGACCUACAAGCGGGAUUUGUAUGCAGCUGAAUCAAUCAUUAAGGACAACCUAUCACAACAAGUUUGUGUCAUCACCAAUGUGAAGGAAACUCUUGCACAAGUAGGUUUUCUCCUUCUUGAAUCUCUGAAAAGCCAAAUAAAAGUUGAAGCUAUUUCAGUAUCUCUAAGCAAAAAUAAUAGCUGUCUGCAAAACGUCGUUUCAGGACAGUGCUACAAUUUUGUUUGUGUAAACGAUAAAAGCUGUGCCCUUCAAGAAACCCAGGAGCUAGUGGAUAUGUUGGAAAGAUCAAAUAUUCCUCUCUUAUAUCCAGUUGUCCUUAUUUCGGUACACUUGGAUAUUUCAAAUAAUUCUUUCAGCAUUGGAAUGGAAGACCUGAAUAUGAUCAAGAAAUUUGCAAGAGAAACUAAAAAGAAAAACAUUUUAGUUUAUGGUCUCCUUAUUCAGUAUAAGGGUUGCCAGGUGGUGUCCAUGCCCUGUUUGAAAUGGCUGACACAAGGACAGUCCCACAUCAGCAUGUGAAAAUACUGUGUGUCUCUUCACAAAACAUUUGUGUGUCUUGGUUCGUUACCUCAGCUAUCUACCCAAGCAGCCGCAGGACAUCUCUUUCAAGACAGCUUAUGGGCACAUCACAUUUCACCUUCCUGAAGGUGAAGAGGACAGGAAGAAGAGGAAACUUAAUUUCAAAGGUCAGCAUUGCCAAAGCUUGCUGAUUUUGAUAAAGAUGGUAGACAGUGACAUCACAUGUACUCAGUGUUCCUAUGCUUUAUGACUGGAACUCCAUUGCAUGAUGGAAAUGUUGCAGGAGAAUGACUGAUCUUGACUUUCACCAGCGCUGUACUAGGCAAAAGUAACAAAUGGUGUCAUUGCUGAAGCCUGUGAAACAAUAUUUGUAGUCAUGGUUGUAACUGGAGCCAACGACAGAGGCACUGAACCAGAAUCUACAUAGAACCCAAGCCUUGCCAAGGUCACAUGUUAUUCUAUUUAUUUGUUUUAACUUGACUAAGUAGGGUUUUGAUCAUUUAACCAUGGCCCUUGUUCAUAAGAGUCCUAUGGGCUUGUGAGAAAACAACUCUUUGGUGUUUUUAAAUAUGAUUUCAAUUAAAUAUUGUUAUUCAGAACAAAUGUUUUCACCUACCAUAUCAUGUAACUACAAUCUGUGCUUUUGCCUUCAAGUCUGUUAUAGCGAACACAGGUUAAAUGACCAUAUAAAAUAAUUAACAGUGGCCUUGUUUAAAAAUCAGAUACAGAAAUAACACUGAAAAUCCUAAUCUCCAGUGUACUUGGCCAAAACAGCCAAUUCUUUUGGCCAAAUUCUAAAGUACUGGUUUUUGAACCAUGACUGUAGUAAGCUUCCCUAGAAUUGAAUACAGGCCACUUGUUGCGGGGAUAUGUUCUCAGCUGAAGGCUGCAUGUUGGAAGUGAUUAUUAGUGUUUUUAAUUAUAUCACAGCAAGUACUGUAACAAGUAGAUACAUUAUUUUUUAGUUCCAUUUCUUAGCCAUUCAUUCUGUAUAAAGAUGUGGCUGUGUUCUGCUCAACACCUGACACAUGCUUCUCCAAAAUGGCUCCAUUUCAAAUGUAAGUGAAGUGAUCCCUGCUCAGAAGGCCUAAUAUACAAAAUUAUUGAACCCUCAUGUUUCUGAUGGAAGACAGGGCGAGUUUUUGCUUAAAAACCCUUUCUGAACAUUGCCACCAGCAGCAAUUGUUUGGGGGAAAAAUAGGCUAUAUGCUACCUAUAUGUAAUCACAUUUUUAUUUUUUAUGCUAAAUCAUACUGAAAUUCCUAAUGCAAAAAAAAAAAAAAAAAAAAAGAAACCAAACAACCAAAGGAAUAGUGCAACCUGUAAAAUAAAGCUUUUGCUAAGUACCCUCUGUCUUCCCAGCUUUACUAGAAAAGCUGCCAUGAGCCAUCUUUUUAAUAACAUUAGGAAAUAUAAUGUUACAAAGUUACAAACAUUUAUAAAGGCCCACUAAAUAUUAUGUCAAACUUGAGGGUCUGACCUUUUUAACCUCAAAACUACAGACGUUUUAACCAACUUGUGUUCAUAAAAGAAAUAUUGAUAGACUCUUAACUCUUGUGAAUCCAGUGAUUGCCGGCAUAAAGAAAAGCAAUAACACAUUCUGCAAUAUGCUACAAUAAAUCUGUAUACAACAUAGUUUAUAGAUUUGUAAGUUUUAGAUUGUCAUGAUAUUUUUCUGUGUUUAUCAACAACAUUAAAAAAGCCCCAAAAAACAGUAAGCAAACCUGGAAUACCACAAGUCAAUCAAUAAAAUUUAAAAGUUCCAGUGAAGCUAACCUAUAACAGGUCCUUGUUUGGAGAACAUGCUCAAGAAACACAUGUGCCUUUAAGAGGUCUUGAAAGAAUUUACACCCAUGGACCAUUACCAUUUCCAAACACCCUGCAGCUUUACCAGCCCAACAUGUGCUGACUGUAUAUCACCAUGACCCUUUCACUAAAGCUCUUUUGACUGGAGUGCUUUUAAUACCCACUUUCUCAGCUGAGCUCAGGAGUGAUUUGUUUUACAUGCCACAUUAAUCCUUUCCACAUUUUCUGGAUGAGGCAACCACAAUUCCACUUGUGAGGUGUUUCUAAAACAUAGUUAUAGGAAUAAAGCAGCAGGGUCCCAGACUUGACAACUUCCCUUCGGGCGGCUGACAAAGUGGGCUAUCGUGGCUGGUGUGGGAGCUAGCACUUGUGCCCGGCAGCCAGGGUGGCCUGCUCUCCAUGGUUAGUCAGAGGCCCAAUUAUUGUUGGCAAUUCAGCCACAAUUAAAACCCUGUAGGGAUCUACAUAUAUUUAAUGUCCAAUGAAUGCUGAUGCAGAUUAAUAAAAUGCAGCUCGUCUUUUAUAAGCUCGAGAUGAAAUGCAACAGAGAGAAACAGAACUAAAAGUAUAAAUCGCAGCUCUGUAAAACCCAAGAAGUUUAUGCCUCACACCUACGUGAUUGGAGGAAAAGAGCGUUUUAUAAAUGGGCAAUUAGUGUUCAGUGUACUGGCUUUUAUUACGUGGUAAUUUUACAGUUUUCACUUUAAAGACACCCAAAAAAAAAUCAAAGGCCAAAUGAAUUUCUGUUGUAUGCAUUUAUGAGCUUUCUGCAUUUAUAAUGUUAGCUCAAUCUUACUAAUGUAAGGGUAUGAAAAUUUAGUGUUGUCAACAAGGCUAACAGAGUGGACCAACCAAUUAUAAAACUGUUUUUACAUGUCAGCGCUGUGCACAUUUUAUUAACAAGUUAGUAUUAUACUCAAUUUUUUAUGCGUUAAAUCGAACUGUACAAGUAACUGCAGGACAAAAAUUAUGUUUCUACACAACUUAAUUUAUUGCUCUUCCCCCAUAAAUUUUACUUACAAGUUCAAUGGUCUGAGCUGAACUAUAAAUUAGAGUGAGGUGAGUCUUAUAUAUAACUUGAUUUACUCUGGUAAUUUCUGAAGGAAGUAUCUGAAUUUACAUGCCUGUCUACAAUUGUCUUUACAGCAAGAUGAAGUAACAGUAUAAAAAAAGCAGUGGCUGAUGAAGAGUUCUCUCUUAAAGGCUUUUACACUCACAUGCAAGGCUGUUCAACAAAACUCCAAAUAAAAAAAGUAACUUCAUAAGCCAUUCAUGCUGUGUGGCAGGUGUCACCAGAUGAUGCCAUUUCAAUCUUCCAGACUUUGUUUUUUUCCUCUUUUGUUUUUAAAUUUAAGCAUGUACAUAAAUAUUCACUUCUGGAACAAUAUACUACUUUUUAAAUUUGUGUUAUUAGAGUUGUGUGAAGGGAGCUUGGAGUGUUAUUGGAAGGUUGGAGGUUGCUACUUGCUUUGAUCUAGUAUACUAAAAUCUGUUCUUCAGGUGGAAUUGUUGCUUGUAAUCCCAAUUUUACCGAUGAGUAAAUCUGAGACUCUUUAACCAGGGAAUUACUUGCACACUGUUUGAUUCUCUGUUUCAG